Malania oleifera is the source of this 2898-nucleotide messenger RNA. RefSeq names its product type I inositol polyphosphate 5-phosphatase 4-like. Gene Ontology annotation, biological process: phosphatidylinositol dephosphorylation. The record is from RefSeq and is a predicted model, not a curated record. NCBI's taxonomy places the organism in Eukaryota, Viridiplantae, Streptophyta, Magnoliopsida, Santalales, Ximeniaceae. Gene Ontology annotation, molecular function: phosphatidylinositol-3,4,5-trisphosphate 5-phosphatase activity; inositol-polyphosphate 5-phosphatase activity; phosphatidylinositol-4,5-bisphosphate 5-phosphatase activity. Bases 310 to 1986 code for a protein of 558 amino acids. The transcript has 16 exons.
ACAAAAAUUCCCUCCUCAAUUUGACCCUCGAAAAUUAGGGAUGUCCCAAGCCCCAAUUCCACAUUGAAAAAUACAAUCUUCCUCCCCUCCCCUACCCACACAGAAAUUCCUUUUUGAUGAUUUAAAUACAGGCAUGCCAUACCCACAUCCCCACUGGGUCUACAGAAAGGGGGAUUCUUAAUUCUUAUGGUCAUUGGCAGCAGAGAUGAGAUGUAGAACCCCAUAAAUCUCAAGCGAUAGUUGAAGUAAGAAGAACAGAAAGUUACCAUCGUUAUGUGAAUCAGAAUAGCUGUAUGAAGUUGUGAAACAAUGAGAGAUGGAAGCUCCAAGAAAAGCAAGCUUUCAUGGCCUAAGACGCUGGUCAAGAAAUGGUUCAAUAUCAAAAGCAAAACUGUGGACUUUCACGCAGACGAUAUUGUUUAUGGAGGUGGUGAUGAAGAAUGGACGAACAACUACUCCGAGAGGGAGGCAUGCACUAUCAAGAAAAACAGAACAGAAAGAUCGAGUAAGAGACACUCUGAUCGAGUCAGGCGAGGUAAGAUUGACCUCGAUGCUUCCCAAGUUACAGAUGUGCAUAACUACAGAAUCUUUGUAGCUACUUGGAAUGUGGCUGGAAAAUCCCCACCAACUUAUUUGAGUUUGGAAGAUUGGCUCCAUACCUCACCUCCAGCUGACAUUUAUGUUCUUGGCUUUCAAGAAAUUGUUCCUUUAAAUGCUGGCAAUGUUUUGGGGACGGAGGAUAAUGGCCCUGCUAGAAAAUGGCUAGCUCUUAUUAGGAGGACCCUAAACAGCCUUCCUGGGACUAGUGGCAGCUGCCAAACACCUUCACCAAUCCCUGAUCCUAUUGUAGAAUUAGAUGCUGAUUUUGAGGAGUCAAUGAGGCAGAAGGCCUCAUCUUUCUUCCAUCGCCGAUCCUUCCAAUCCUUAAGUCGCAGCAUGAGAAUGGAUAAUGACAUGUCAAUGCCACAGCCUCGGCUUGAUCGACGGUUCAGUGUUUGUGAUCGAGUUAUCUUUGGGCACAGGCCAAGUGAUGUUGAACCCAGUUUCAGAUGGGGCUCCUCUGAUGAUGAGAAUGGACCUGGAGAUUCACCAGGUACCAUGCAUUACUCACCAAUUGACUACAGCGGGUCCAUUUCGAUGGAGGACAGAGAUAGACAGGCAGGGAACUCAAGAUACUGUUUGGUUGCUAGCAAACAGAUGGUUGGGAUAUUUCUCACUGUGUGGAUAAGACGUGAUUUAAGAGAUGACGUUCGAAACAUGAAAGUAUCCUGUGUGGGAAGGGGAUUGAUGGGCUAUCUUGGAAAUAAGGGUUCAAUCUCAAUCAGUAUGUCCGUGCACCAAACAAGCUUUUGCUUCAUUUGUAGCCAUUUAACCUCUGGGCAGAAGGAUGGUGAUGAGCUGCGGAGAAACUCUGAUGUCAUGGAGAUCCUUAGGAAAACAAGGUUUCCCAGGGUUCAUGGCAUGGGGGAUGAGAAUUCCCCUCAAACGAUCCUCGAGCAUGAUCGAAUAAUUUGGCUUGGAGAUUUGAAUUACCGUAUUGCCCUGUCUUACCGUUCUGCUAAGGCUCUUGUUGAGAUGCGCAAUUGGAGAGCAUUGUUAGAGAAUGACCAGCUUCGGAUAGAGCAGAGGCAUGGUCGUGUUUUUGAGGGAUGGAAUGAGGGAAAAAUAUAUUUCCCUCCCACUUAUAAGUACUCAAAUAAUUCAGACAGAUAUGCAGGCGAUGAUACACACCCAAAAGAGAAGCGAAGGACACCUGCCUGGUGUGAUAGAAUAUUAUGGUAUGGAAGAGGCCUUAAUCAAUUAUCGUAUGUUCGUGGGGAGACGAGGUUCUCAGAUCAUAGGCCAGUUUAUAGUUUAUUUUUGGCCGAGGUUGAGUCCAUCAACCGUAGCCGAAUCAAGAAAAGUAUGAGCUGUUCCAGUUCUAGGAUUGAGAUAGAAGAGUUGUUGCCACACUCACAUCGAUACACAGAACUUAAUUUCUUUUGAGAGAUGGAUUCCUUCAAGAGCUGUGUUCAACAUGGCUUUCUCUACCAGGAUAGAGAGCAGUUCCUCUACAAUUUGAAACAAGAAUAGUUAGAUUGGAAAGCUGCAUGUUUCAAGGAUUUCGGGCGAAUGCACAAUGUCUUGCAAGAACAGCAAUGGUGCCAUGAAUUCCAUUCUAUCUCCUCAAUCAGUCAGAUGGCACUUCUGCAAAGAAGUUCUGCCUCAAUGGUGAUGGACGGCAGUCCAAGAAAGGAUUGCCAAUACUUCACAAAUUCUGCACUUGUACCUCUGACUAUUCUUUCCACUGCCUGGUCGGUCCUAAUUAAUUCUACUGAAAACUCAAGAUUUAAAACAAGUGCAUUCAGUCCCACAACUCAGCGGUGGAGUGUCACCUUGAUGUGGUGGAAAUCAUCAGUUCGAGCCUGAUUAUCCCUAAAUCCGAAAGAGAGUACUUGGGUUUUCUCAAUAACUAAAAGGUAUAUCAUGCCUGAAUCUAACUGGGGUUUGCAGUGGUGGAGGAACUGGAUCAGAAAAAGGAUUGAUUCCUUUUUCAAAUCUUAUGGCAGCUGUACGAGCCCUUCCCGCGAUUAAUCAGGCAUACUCAUCAAAUCCGAAGUCUCCAAGUGGAAUCUGGACUAAUAAUCUUCUGCUACUUUGUAUGAAGAUCAGAGUACAUUUUAUAUAGAAAGCAGAUCACAGUCCAUCAAAACUAAUCAUCUCUGGGUACCCAUUUUUUUUUGGGGAAAGAAAAAAAAAGAAUAUGGAGAUAUGAUGCAUACUCAUUACCAUUUAAAUAGGAAGGAGAGAGAGAGAGAGAGAGAGAGAGAGAGAGAGAGAGAGAGAGAGAUGUUGAAUUGUGAUCGAUGUGAAGCUUUUUUACUGAAAAAAAUAAGAAGUAAUAUUGUUGGUUUUCCA